This is a messenger RNA of Trichosporon asahii var. asahii CBS 2479, 1260 nucleotides long. RefSeq lists its product as uncharacterized. The coding region runs from base 1 to 1260 and encodes 419 amino acids. The record is from RefSeq and is a predicted model, not a curated record. Gene Ontology annotation, molecular function: protein binding. The transcript has a single exon. Lineage: Eukaryota; Fungi; Basidiomycota; Tremellomycetes; Trichosporonales; Trichosporonaceae.
AUGCCAGAAACGUCGGUCAUCCCGACCACUCCCAGGCUCCCAGCGGAGCUGUUGCUCUCAAUCUUCAAUUACCUUCGUCGACAUGAUCUCGCCCAGGUUAGCAAAGCAAACUCGUACCUGCGCAACCUAGCUCGCCCUUUCUUCUACCGGUUUGCCACCCUGUCGAAGUUUGGUCUGUUCUUUCCCGGCGCCCGCCGUCCAUACCCCUUCCUCGAAACGCCAGGAUCCGGGCCCAAGCCGUGCUCUCGCAAGCGACUGAAGCAGAUAGCUUCUGAAGUUCGGGAGAUCGACAUUCCACCUCACCCCGCUUCAGACUGCGCAAUUUUCUGCAACAUGAGGAUGGAAGAGCUUCCUUGUGAGGCCAAAGUCCUGCGUCUCGGAUGCGCCGUUCGUGUGGUGAACGAAGACGACUCACCGCCUCCGAAGCUGGUCUUCACCCACACUGAGGAGCAUGCAGCGACUUCUGAGCACAAUGGGAAUGACUAUCGAUGUCGCUGCUGCUUGGAUGACCCUUGUUCGGCAUGUAGACAACAAACCUGCUUCUUCUAUUCACUUGCAUCCAGCAUGCCCCUAGAGAAGGUGGUCAUACUUGACACAGCCAUGGGAGUAGACGACACCUUUGAUGAGGAGCAACACCUUGAUUUGUACCCGUCCGAGGAGUUCGUCACUGUGCUCUACUCUCAUGACAUCACGGAGAACUCUGAUUGCGUGUACAACUGCAAGUAUGUGCGCCCAGCCCUGCGGCCGUACUGGGGCACGAAGCAAUCGACGGUCAUCCUAUGGACCGGGGCCCCAGGCCGUGCUUGGAAGCCGCCCUGUGAUGUCCACCAGCCCUCUUCGGAUACUCCUCUGCACUCUCUGGCCCUUGCACAGACGGAGACAGAUGGCAACAAGCUGCUGCCCGAGUGUCAUGCCAUGAAUACUCUGUGGCGUGAUCUCGGAGAUCAGCUUGGGACUCUGAUGGCUAGAGAAGACUCUCCCAAACUGCGCAUCGUCAACGCCACUGCCAUUGUGGAAAAGUACAUCGACCCGGCCGACCGCGCAAAGCACGAAAACCGCAGAGCCAAUAUCACAGAGAUUGAGGCCAGCAUUAAGCGCGGCUUCAAGACUUAUCGUCACAAGCGGGGAGGGGUCUUGAAGGAGCAGGUAGAGUUUCUCACUAUGGAGGAGUGGAUCGCUCUGGGCGAGUGGGAGGAUGUCUUCACCCGCAACGAGAUGGAGCCGUUCCUGACGGCUGGCCCUUCGUCUGCCCCUGCCUAA